GGUCGGCAUUCAAGUGAGCAAGCAGCGUGCUUCUGCCCCACAUCAAGGUCCUACCGCGUCUGGUUUUCCUUUUCCCUGGCCGUGCGAUCGCUGUAACUUCAGGCCCACAAUGGAUGCCCUGAGACUGGCAAAUUCGGCUUUUGCCGUUGACCUGUUCAAACAACUGUGUGAAAAGGAGCCAGCGGGCAAUGUCCUCUUCUCUCCAAUCUGUCUCUCCACCUCUCUGUCACUUGCUCAAGUGGGUGCCAGAGGUGACACAGCAAACGAAAUCGGACGGGUCCUUCAUUUUGAAAAUGUCAAAGACGUGCACUUUGGAUUUCAAACAGUAACAUCGGAUGUCAACAAACUUAGUUCCUUUUAUUCCCUGAAACUAAUCAAACGGCUCUACAUAGACAAAUCUCUGAAUCUUUCCACGGAGUUCAUCAGCUCUACCAAGAGACCCUAUGCAAAUGAAAUGGAGACUGUUGAUUUCAAAGAUAAAUUGGAAGAAACAAAAGGUCAGAUCAACAACUCAGUUAAGGAACUCACAGAUGGCCGCUUUGAGAACAUUUUAGCUGACAACAGUGUAACAGACCAGACGCAAAUCCUUGUGGUUAAUGCUGCCUACUUUGUUGGGAAGUGGAUGAAGAAAUUUCCUGAAUCAGAAACCAAAGAAUGUCCUUUCAGAAUCAAUAAGACGGACACCAAACCAGUGCAAAUGAUGAACGUGGAGGCCACGUUCUGUAUGGGCCACGUCGACGGUAUCAACUGUAAGCUCAUAGAGCUUCCCUUUCAAAACAAGCACCUCAGCAUGCUCGUCCUACUCCCCAAGGAUAUGGAGCACGGGUCCACGGGCCUGGAACAGGUUGAAAAACAACUCAACUCAGAGACGCUAUUGCAGUGGACCAAUCCCAGUGCCAUGGCCAAUGCUAAAGUCAAAGUCUCCAUUCCAAAAUUUAAGAUGGAAAAGAUGAUUGAUCCCAAGGCUAGUCUGGAAAACCUAGGGCUGAAAAACAUCUUUAAUGAGAAUGCAUCUGAUUUCUCUGGAAUGUCAGAGACCAAGGGAGUGGCCCUCUCAAAUGUCAUUCACAGAGUGUGCUUAGAAAUAACUGAAGAAGGCGGGGAUUCCAUAGAGGUGCCAGGAUCACGAAUCCUACAACACAAGGAUGAAUUCAAUGCCGACCACCCCUUUAUUUACAUCAUCAGGCACAACAAAACUCGAAACAUCAUUUUCUUUGGCAAGUUCUGUUCUCCUUAAGUGGCAGAGCCCAGGUUAAGUCCCACCCGACUUCUCUGUAAACCCUGCAACCGAGAAUCAUUUUCUAAAUACAAUAAAUUGUUAAUAUUGCUGGAUCAGGAAGCUGCUCAUAUUCACACUAAUAGGCCUUUCUUCCAAUUUUUUUGUUGUUGUUGUUCUUUCCAUCCCACCCCGUUAAAAGACAAUACUUUUAAUGAAAAGGAAUCACCUUAGAGAAAAAAUAUGUAUUCAUCAUUUGUCAAACUAUCUAGAGUUUUUGGGAGGAAUACAGUCUUUCACAAAGAAAAUUCCUAUAAGGAGGAUCUGGAGAGGAUUUUAUUACCAAAGCUUAGCCUUCCAUCACUGGGAUACAGAAUGUUCUAGACAUUUGCUUUUCCCUGAAAGACUGAAGAAACUGGUACAUGGGCUUUGCAAAACUUUCCUGGAGCCAGUGAAACUUGGACAUACGUUCAGGCUACUGUAUGUCCACAGCGCCUUACAUUAAACCCUGUGGGACAAAUAUUUCCUUCAAAUUCUGAGUUUUGGAGAUUUUAGAAAGAUAAUAUGUGGCACAUACUGUAUGUUACGGAUCUCCAUUGAUAGAGGCUGGAGCAGAACCCUAUAAAUCAACACCUUAAUAUUUCUGCCACAAAAUGUAGACUCUCUGCACAAAAUAAAGACUCCAGGUAGCCCAUAAGUAUCAGGUUUUGCUGCCCAAUCAGUGUGCCACCUACUUAUGAAAAAACUUUCUUUUCAGAACUUUUUGAAAUUUUGGAGUGUUGGACCUGUAGUAACCAAAGGACAGCACCUCAAGGGGAAGCUCAGAUCUUAUUAAGGAUUCACUUUCACUGUUGCUAGAACCCCUACCUGGUUGUUGGGUUGGUGAGAGACCACCGGCAGGGAAUUCUAACUGACUCACAGGCUGGUGGAUGUCUGACCACCGGGGCUUAAAUGCACAGGGACUUUCACAGCAGACAAUAAAAGAAUUUUACGAGUGUUGAAGGGACUCGUCUCUCUGUGUACUGUGAUAGUGGGAAAGGGGGAGGAACUUCACGCUGCUAGGAAACGUGACUAAAGCUAUUGAUGUGCUCGCACUGCUGUGACUUGUAUUUUUCCAAAGCCUAUGGGUUUCGUUACUGUAGACAGCUAGCUGGGAACCUACAACAAUUGCAGUUUUUAAAGAUGUUUCUGAGAAGUUAUUUAUGUCACCAGUUCACGUGUUAAUUCACUACAGAAACAGGACGGCGUGGAAGAUUGGGAUCUGGUGACAGCACCCCCCUCUUUCUCCUCUGGCUUUGUUGUAAAUAGGUUCAACUUUCUUCUUACUCCGAAGGUUCAAUAUUAAAUUUCUUUUAUGCUGUUGACAAUAAAAUAUUAUUGAAUUA
This is a messenger RNA of Lagenorhynchus albirostris (white-beaked dolphin), 2601 nucleotides long. It is a transcript of the gene SERPINB5, whose product is annotated as serpin family B member 5. Gene Ontology annotation, biological process: negative regulation of endopeptidase activity. The record is from RefSeq and is a predicted model, not a curated record. The coding region runs from base 110 to 1237 and encodes 375 amino acids. The transcript has 7 exons. NCBI's taxonomy places the organism in Eukaryota, Metazoa, Chordata, Mammalia, Artiodactyla, Delphinidae. Gene Ontology annotation, molecular function: serine-type endopeptidase inhibitor activity.